Messenger RNA from Monoraphidium neglectum, 345 nucleotides. RefSeq lists its product as hypothetical. The transcript is spliced from 2 exons. Lineage: Eukaryota; Viridiplantae; Chlorophyta; Chlorophyceae; Sphaeropleales; Selenastraceae. The record is from RefSeq and is a predicted model, not a curated record. Bases 1 to 345 code for a protein of 114 amino acids.
AUGCCCGCCCUGCUGCGCCGCCUGCGCUCUGCCGGCUACGCCCUCCACGCCAUGAGCAACUACCCCGAGUGGUGGCGCCACAUAGAGGCCAAGCUGCGCGUCAGUGACCUCAUGCAAUGGAGCUUCAUCUCAUGCGAGGGCCCCAUGAAGGGCCUGCGCAAGCCCAAACCUGAGUCCUACCAUGCAGUGUCAUCCGCCCUGGCCCUGCCCCCCCAGCAGCUGAUCUUCGUCGACGACAGGCGGCCCAACGUCGACGCGGCGCACGCCCUCGGCUGGGGGGCGGUGCACUUCAAGGGGGCCGCGCAGCUGGAGGACGAGCUGAGGGCGCGCGGCCUGGAUUUCUGA